Messenger RNA from Chlamydomonas reinhardtii, 1155 nucleotides. RefSeq lists its product as uncharacterized. The coding region runs from base 160 to 1089 and encodes 309 amino acids. The transcript is spliced from 5 exons. Gene Ontology annotation, molecular function: metal ion binding; metalloendopeptidase activity. The record is from RefSeq and is a predicted model, not a curated record. Lineage: Eukaryota; Viridiplantae; Chlorophyta; Chlorophyceae; Chlamydomonadales; Chlamydomonadaceae. Gene Ontology annotation, biological process: proteolysis.
AGCACGGAGAGUUUGCUACGGUUUGCUUGACAUCAGUGCGCUGCCUCUUCGUGCACCCCGCCAAGGGGUUUCGUGUGUCGAACCUGACAGGCGCCAUAGUACUCCUUUGCAAUAACAAGGUGCUCUAAAUCUCGUUGAGAUUGAGAAACAUUGCAAAGGAUGCCGGUGUCCACUCGGAGCCGGGCCGGUGCAGAUGGCAAAACAGCUGCACCUGCCCCAAUUGACGUGCAAAAAUCACCAAAUGACAAGAAGCUGUACCGAUACAUGGUUCUGGACAAUGGACUGAAGGUCCUGCUUAUCAGCGACCCCGAAAUGAAUGCCGCACCGGCGGCUGACGAGGGCGCUGCCAAAGCAAUGGAAGUGGAUGGCGAGCCCGCAGCAGCAGCAGCAGCAGCAGCAGCCGGCAAAGCCGGUGGCCAGGGCGCAAAGGCGGCGGGCAAGGCCGGGGGCAAGGCCGCCUCCGGCGGCGGCGCUGGCGCCGGCGGCCGCAAGCGGGCUCGUGCUGACGUGGACGACGGGGAGGAGUCCAGCGGGGAUCUGGAGCCCAAUGAUGAGGAUGAGGAUGAGGAUGAUGAGGAUGAGGGCGAGGAGGGCGAGAGCGGCAGCGGCAGUGAGGAUGAGGAUGAGGAAAUGGAGUCAGGCAGUGGCGAGGACGAGGAGGAGGACGAGGGAGAGGAGGGGGAGGAGGAGGAAGAGGAGGGGGGUGAGGGCGGCGGCCGCGGCGGGCGGCGCAAGAAGGGCGGCGCUGGCGGCGGCGGCGACAAGGCGCCUGUCAAGAAGGCGGCUGCGGCCAUGGCUGUGGGUGUGGGCAGCUUCAGUGACCCCGAGGACAUUCCGGGUCUGUCGCACUACCUGGAGCACAUGCUGUUCAUGGGCAGCGGCCGCUACCCGGCCGAGAACGAGUACGACGACUACCUCACCAAACACGGCGGCAGCAGCAACGCAUUCACCGACCUGGAGGUGACCAACUACCAUUUCGAGGUGGCGCCGCCACACCUGGCGGGGGCCCUGGACCGCUUCGCGCAGGCGCUGGGCCCGUCUAUGGGCACUGCGCCGGGAGGGGGUGCCGGGCGCCCGGCCACCGCGUGAUCAGGGCACUGCUAGUAAUGUCGGGAUGAGUGCCGUGUUUGCAUGCCACCUAGUGUAGCUUGACAU